AGUCUACAUAAAAAUCUUAAGAAAGAAACUCAAAAAAUGGAUUAGUCGUCAAAAAAUAAUUAUAUUAUAGGAUUUUUCCUUUAAUUAAAUAUCAAAAAAGGUUUUAAAGUUUCUGUGUUAAUAUGGUAAUCAUGAAAUAAAUGUGAAAGUGAAGAAAUUAAAACGAAAUUUUGUGAAAUUCGACGCUUAAAAAAUUCUUGUUCAGUCGCUCACCAACACAAACAUCGUAAUUUAUGAAAAUGGAAUCCACCAUUUGAUUCGAGUCAAAGAAACCAAAUUUUUUUUUCUGUAAAUAGUUUGAUUAAUUUUAAGGGUUUUAAAAACUUUCAUCUUACGUUGGUCGAGUGUUUUGCUGAUUCCUGUUUUUUUGAUUAUUCAAUUGUAAUCAGUCUAAUGAAGUAAAUGCAUUUUCGCCAUAUUCAAGAAAGAGCACUCAAAAUAAUAUGGUGGCAAAUAAUUAAUUGAAAGAUAAAAAUACCACAUACGAGCAGUCAUUUCUUUUUUGUCUUAGUAUAUUCAACAUAGUAAGCAAGGAAUGAAAAGUAAAAUAUCCAAAACUAAAAAAAUUGCUAUUUGUGUGAUACGAAAUUUAUAAAAUUGUUGGAUAAUUAAUAGAUUUCUCUGACACAAAAAAAAAUUCGUGCUGUAACGAAAAACGCAAAUGAAAACUUCGCAUUUUUCGGAAAAUUUUGACUUGUGUCACCCGCAAUCGGGUAGUGAACAUUCAAACAGUAAUUUCACGUCAAAUACAAACUUUUCAAGUGAUAUUGCAUCGAGACAUGGCUCGUUUGGCACAUCAGCAACACUAAACUAUUCAUUAUCAUCUACAUCGUCAGUCUCUGCGAUUGUUACAACAUAUGGAAGCAGCUCAAGUGAGCAGCACUCAGCGAAAUUCGAAAAAAAUGCUAAUGAGCUAUCUCUAAAAAACCAUCAAAAUCAACAGCAGCAACAAGAACAAAAUAAAAAGAGAAAACGCGAGACAGCUGAUGCGGGUUGUGAUUGUGGUUGCGUUGAUAGCCAAACGAUUAUCAGCACGACAAGCACAUUGAAUCCAUCGCAUUCCCAACAACAAUCUUCAAUAAUGGGCGCUCCAUCUAAUGGAUCUAAAACAGCUCAUUCAAAAGUUGCAAAUGGAACGAACAUAGGAACAAGUGGUAAUACAAAUCAAGCAACAAGUAAAAGAUCAAGCAGUGGAGCUGACGGUGAUUAUCAAUUGGUACAACACGAGGUGUUGUACUCACAGUCAAGUCAAUACGAGGUUCUUGAAUUCCUCGGUCGUGGCACAUUCGGACAAGUCGUAAAAUGCUGGAAAAAGGGUACUAGCGACAUAGUUGCUAUUAAAAUCUUAAAGAAUCAUCCAUCGUAUGCCCGCCAAGGCCAAAUUGAGGUUUCUAUCUUGUCACGUCUCAGUCAGGAAAAUGCAGACGAGUUCAAUUUCGUUCGAGCGUUUGAAUGUUUUCAACAUAAGAACCACACAUGCUUAGUUUUUGAAAUGCUGGAGCAAAACUUGUACGACUUCCUGAAGCAGAAUAAGUUUUCGCCAUUGCCUUUGAAAUAUAUCAGACCAAUAUUACAACAGGUCUUGACUGCAUUAUUGAAACUAAAACAACUUGGUCUGAUUCAUGCUGAUUUGAAACCAGAGAAUAUUAUGCUUGUUGAUCCCGUUCGUCAACCAUACAGAGUGAAAGUGAUUGACUUUGGAAGUGCAUCCCACGUAAGCAAAACGGUUUGCAAUACCUAUUUACAAUCACGAUAUUAUCGUGCACCUGAAAUCAUUCUUGGUUUGCCAUUCUGUGAAGCGAUUGAUAUGUGGUCGCUGGGAUGUGUCGUUGCUGAACUUUUCUUGGGCUGGCCUCUUUAUCCAGGCUCAUCUGAAUAUGAUCAAAUUAGAUACAUAUCACAGACGCAAGGCCUUCCCACCGAACAUAUGCUGAAUAGUGCAAGUAAAACUGAAAAGUUCUUUUAUCGCGAUGAGGAUUCAACAUAUCCAUUCUGGCGUCUUAUAUCACCGGAAGAAAAUGAAAUCAUGACUAAUAUAAAGAGCAAAGAGGCUCGUAAAUACAUUUUCAAUUGUCUUGAUGACAUUGGACAAGUAAACGUUCAAAUGGAUAUUGAAAGCAGUCAGCUACUUGCGGAGAAAAUCGAUCGUCGUGAGUUUAUUGACUUGUUGAAACGUAUGUUGACAAUUGAUCAAGAACGACGAAUUCAGCCUGCACAAGCUUUGCGGCAUUCAUUCACGACACUUUCGCAUUUAGUUGACUAUGCACAUUGUAAUAAUGUGAAAGCGAGUGUUCAAAUGAUGGAAGUUUGCCGUCGUGAUCCUCCAGUUCAUACUGUCCCGCAAGCUACAGCAACACUUGUUACUAACUUCGGACCAAGUACUACUGAAAAUAUGACGUUUACAAUCAACAAUCAAUUGACAAGUCAAGUACAACGACUAGUAAGAGAACGAAAUCCUGCAACAUAUGAUAAUGUUUAUCAAUUUUAUGGUACGCCAAGAAAUGUCGUGCGUCAAUAUACAACUAAUACACGAGCUGCUGAAGUUUUGCCACCACAAUUAAGCUUCAUAUGCCCAUAUAACCCCAUGCCAAGUCCUACCACAAAGCAUGUUGUUGUUGGCAGUGGCAUGCAACCUUCAAUUCAAGUUCCACCACAACAAUAUGUUAAUGUUCCUGUUCCUGUUUCUAUGACAAUGGAACCAAAUGGACAAAGAAUGCUUUUAACAAAUGCUGUUCAAUCAACAGUUGCCUGGCCACAAGGGGGAACACGACAAGUUGCGAUUGUUCCAUCAUGGGGACAACAUGGAGCUGCACCACAUUCUUUAAUUGUCGAUUCAGCUCAGUUCUAUAAUGUCGAGGAGAUUUAUGCGAAGCAACCGUUGAGUAUACAUAAUGCUAGUGGUGGUAGUGGUGGCAAUGGUGGCAAUAAACAACGUAAUCAAUCGCAAAAUCAUCAUCAAAUUAUUAACUCAACUAUCACUAUAAAUGAUACACCUUCACCAACAUCAGUCAUUUUGAUAUCAGAUAGUGAAGAUGAAGAAGAAAAUUCUAAUAACAACAGCAAUUCUAAAAAUUUUCGUGGAUCAUAUAAUAAUCAGCAAAGCUUUUCAACAAAUAUGUCGACACAAUGUAACAAAGUCAGUGGAGAAAUUACGAGUGUAAUUAGUGGCAACACAUCCUCGGGAAAUCACCAGCAACAACAACUUCAACAGCGACAAUCGCAACAGCAACAACUUCAACGAAAAAAUGUCAUUUCUUGUGUGACAGUUGGUGAUAGUGAUGGUGAAGAUAAUUCUGCUCCAAAAUAUCAAUCAGCCCAAAAUGUUAAAUACGAGCAACAACAAAACCAACAGCAGUCAAAUUCUCAACAGCAACAAAAUAAUGCUCAUAGUCAGCAGAGUCAAAAAAAGCGUUUGUUGGCAAUGUCUCAAAAUGAAGCUAAUCAGACUGUCUCAGUUCCAUCAAGUUCCUCAGGGAAUCAAUUGAAACAAGAACCAGUAGAAUUUGCCACAGCUUUUAUGAAUCAGUUUGAAUAUCCAUCAUAUGAUCAUCAGAAAAGAUCGUCAUGGGUCGGUGCAGGUCCUUCAAGUUCAAUUGUCGUUCAGCCACCUUUGGCUCAUGCUCAUAAUCAGCAUAAACGUGAGUUAUCAGGAAGUGGAUCGACACAACAACAGCAACCACAACCUCCAGUUGCUCAUGUCAAAAAUGAUAUCCCAUCCACAGCAAGUUCUUCUACCUCUUUGAAUACUACACCAAUUUACCAGCAUCAUCAACCACAGCAGCAAUCGCAACAUCAUCACCAUCGAACGCAGCCUCGAACAUCAAACACCACGCCCAUGGGCAACUCACCGAUCGGUACAACUGCAGCAACAUUGUUGCAACCGCAACCACCUGAUAUUUAUGCACAAGCUGAACUUUAUCGUCGUCCGACAGUUUUUGUUUCACAAGCUUCGUAUGCUUAUAAUACAGCUCGUGUAGUGCCACCACCAGCACAUACUAAUAGUCGACAAGUGCUGCCUGCUCAGCCUUUACCAGCUCAUAUUCAAUUUCCACAAUACGGUCAGUUUGGUGCACCUUUAAGUCCCGCGCAAUUGACGGGCAAAGCUUAUCCUGGAAAUUUGUGGUAUGCUGAGUAGAUUGUAGGACUAUCUAAAAGUAUGAAAAAAAAGAAAAAGUUUCAUCAUUGAUUUAUUUUUGCAUUUAUUUAUGAGUUUUUAAAAUUGAAAAUUACCUAACAAAAAAAGAAAAAAAUAGUGAAAAAUAAUUUUCCAAUGUAAACUAUAAAUUAAAAAUAUUAUUUCAAUACUAUUUUUAUUGGUUCAUUGAUUAUGAAUAUCCGAUGAAUUUGAAGAAAUAAUUGAAAGAUAAAGCAGUUUUUGUCAGAUCGAAUAAGAAAAUCGAUUAGAUAUUUAAAUAUCAAUAUUGAUCAGAAGUCUCAAACUCUAUCAGUUUCUUCUUAAUAGAUAUUAAAUGCAUAACUACCACAUACUAGUACAUACAUACUAAUAAUAAAAAUAUUAAAUGGAUGAUCAAUGUUAAUUCAACAGUAUAAAGAAGAAAAUUAUAUUUCAAAAAAAAAAAUGCGUAAAUUUAAAUAUGCGUGGGUGUAGGACAUUUGAUGAAAACUUUAGACUAUUACAAAAGUACAAUACAAUAUUAAGAUUAUUAAAUGAGAAAAGAAAAGAAAAUUGUUGAUUCAAUAUCUUUGAAAAUGAAUGAAUUAAUCGGUAUCCUUAAAUUCUUCAUUAUUAACACUUUCCUAUAAAAUUAAUAUAUUUAUAAAUAAACAACAACAUAACACCUAUUCGUAAACACACACCUAGACAUAAACAAAGAGAGUUUUUGAUGUAUGUUUUGAAACAAUUCGCAAGAAUUAGUACGUACAAAUGAAUGAUGAAAAAAGAUGAAAAAUUCAAUCCUCCAAUCUUCUAAUAUUGCUAUUAAAUUGAGCUUCUAAAUGCUGUACAAUAUUAAUCGGAAUAAAAUAAAAUUACUGUAUGUAAAAUCUUGAGAUGAAGCAAUUAUGUUUUGAAAUGCUAAUUAUUUGACAUCAGAUUGCUUUUUUUCACUUUCAAAAACUUUACUUUCACUUUUCCUUUAAAUACUUUUAAAGUUUAUAAAUAUUUCAAUAUAUCCAAAUCCAUUAUAAAAUUAAAAAUGAUCUAACAACGGUCAACUAGCUACCAUCUUUUGCAAUCAGGGAACUUUAAAUCUGUCUUAAGAAAUUGUUCUAUGCACUUUAUGUAUAUAUAUUACAUAAAUUUCACAAAAGUUCAAGUUUCAACCACAAAAUCGAAAAGAAAUUUAAAUGGAAGUGUUUUUCUACUCCCCGACUUCGCUUCUUCUUGUUUAGUUAGUGUAUUGUCUUACGAAUAAUCUUAUGAGGAAAUUUUCAUUUGAAUUGAAAUUUAUAAUUAAGAAUGACAGAAACUAUUUCUUUUCUUUUCCUCAGCUUCAUUAUAAAAGAAACUUCUUCUUGCUGUCAUUAUAUUUUUUUUAAAUAUUUGCGAAAAUUUAACCUUGCCUGAAUUUAACAAAAAGAAAUUUAAACAUAACAUAGAGACAAAAGUAUAUAUUGUCGAGCAAGCUGAUAUGAUUAUUAUGAAAUAUUAAACAUCUUUCAAAUUUUAAGAAACAAUAGAAUAUCUUUUAUAUUCUUUUUUUAAUCAAAAGAUAUUAUAGGGAAGUUUUCGCAGUGAGAGUUAUUUUUUUAAGACGUCAAUAAAUUUAACAAAAAUGUGAAAGAAUUUUGUAACAGUACCUAAAUUUAUUCAGUUUUCCUCCAUACUUAUUUUAAUUGGAUGAAAUAUUAGUAAAUACUUAUAUUGGGUAGAUUAAAGUACUAAAGAAAAUCAAAAUUAUUUUAUGCAUCAGUCCACUAUUGAAAAUAACUGAGAGAAAAUUGUAAACUUUAGAUCUUUGAGGUCGUAAAAAGAGCGGAACAAAGAGGGUUUUAUGAUAUUUAUUUAAUCAAUUUAUUACUAACAUGAUCUUUUAUAUUAUUGUUUACGUACAUCUAAAUAUAACUUUUGAAAAAUUACCUUGGUUGGAGAGUUUCACAUUUGUUUUUAUUUUCGCGUAUCGGAGUUCACUUAAAUUGUUCAUUAUUUUAAAAAUGAAAAUCAAAAUAUAUAUUUAAAGACAGAUUUCAAUUUUAUAAUUAAGCACUUAGAACCUUACGUAUUGAGUAGAUAUAUAUGUAAAAAUAUGGAUAUUACGCAAGCACUUACUUUAUGGAUUAUAUGAACACAAAAUUUUAAGGAAAAUCACAUCAUGAACUUUUGAUUAGUAAUUCUUCUGUUUCAAACUUAUGUAGGGAUAUAUAAAAGUUAAACAAUAACAACAAUCUAAAUAGAUGAAAUCUUCGCAACAUUUAACAAACAAUUUUUGAUAAGAUAAUAAGUAGUAAAUGGUAUCUCUCUUUCAUUCUCUCUUUCUCUAUAAAUUACAGUAAAUAAUCAAAGUAAAAAAUUCGUUAGUGUUUUUUUUUAUGUUAGAGAAAAAAAAGAAGACAGGUACCUAGUGAAGGAGAUGUAAAGAAGAACAAUAGAAUUAUACUUCAUACGAAUAACUAACGCAAAAAGAUGAUAGUUAAUAUAUUAUAUAUAAACUUAUGCCUUACAAAAUGAAAGAAAAAUAAGAAUGAAACAAUACUUUUAAUGAUUUAACUUGGUUUAUAGUGAUCUAGAUUAUUAACAUGAAUACUAGUGAAUGUAUAUUUAAAUAAAUGUAUUUACUGAUGAAUUGACUACACAUAUAAUAUAUUGAUUUAUAUAAUUGAUUCAGACGAAAACUUCAUCUUUAUAUAAAUGCGUGGUAGAAUGGAGAGUCCUUGAAAUCUUGUAAAUAAUUUGUAAAUAUUUAGAUGAGGUCCUCUUACAUGAUUCCGCGAACCACAAAAUACAAUAAGAAAUGGGUUUCUAUGGGCUUUUUUGUACAAUUUCAUGAUGAAACUAGAUACUAGUAUUUUGUAUUUUUGAAAUAAAAGAAAAAGAAAACUACUCACAUGAUGAAUUAUAAUCAAAACAAAACAACAAAGCAAAACAAAAUCAAUCCUAAUCCUUUACACAUAUGAAUAUUAUAAUAAAUACAUAUUUGGGGAAAAGGUGUUUAGUUCGUAAUUGCAAGAACCAUUUUAGAAAAUAAGAAAACAUAUUUGACUGGAUAUAUAAUAAAUAAUAACGAAGAAAGAAUAUUAAAACAGAAAUCUUCGUUAACAUUAAAACAUUUAUGUAUAUUUUUUUUUCUUUGAUUUUAUAAUAUAAUAACACUUAAGAUUUCACAAAUUUAGUUUUAGUUACAAUUUUAUACUUAACAACCUACUAAUAACAAAGAUUUGGUAUUUAAGAAAUUUUCAAGCCAUUUUCUGGUAAAUUUUUCUUUUUGUCUUCUUAAACUUUAUUAAAAUUUCAGCCUACAAUGUUGAACUAUGUCUAAAUGAAAAUAAUAGCAUG
This is a messenger RNA of Clunio marinus, 7453 nucleotides long. Lineage: Eukaryota; Metazoa; Arthropoda; Insecta; Diptera; Chironomidae. The record is from the annotation of a GenBank genome assembly.